AAAGAUGUUGUGGCUAUCGUUAUUCGCUCUGCUGGCCGUGUGCCAGGCGGAGACCCUAGUGCAGCUGCACGUGAAUCGUCCGUUCAACGAUAUCAGCGAGAAGUUCAUUAGUUUUGCGGUUCGUCCGGAGGAUCUGUACGAUGCGCUGGAUGGCAAGAAUCGCAAGGCUGUCACCUGCAUGGCUGCUCUGCUGGGCGAUGCCUAUGUGAAGUUCGUGGGCGACUUUUACUUUGCCAGCAAUGUGAAGCAGCGUCUACGGAAUCCCACCAAGAUCAUAUGGAAGGGCUUCAAUCGCUGGACACGCGCUGUCAACUGGACCAUGAUUAUACCCGUGCCCUAUGCGCCCGACGAAUGGGACUCGAUGCACACGCUGAAGAUCCUGAACACCUCCUAUAUGGUGGGCAUAACGGACUGCAUCUGGCAGCUGGGCACAGACUUUGGCACGUCGCGCGCCAAGGACUACGUGCAGGAGCUGAACACACUCAAGCUGAUGACGGAUACGUUUAAUCCCUAUGUGGACAGCUGGCGUGUCAUGGGCGCCGACAUUUCAGCCGGCAGCUGUGCUGAGGAGACGCGCAAAUACGUGGACAUGUCGAAGGAUGUGAAUGCCGCCUUCGGCUGGACGCAACCCGCCAACAUGCUGCCCACCAGCAGCCUGGGAAGCUACAUUUAUAACAGCGAUCCGGCCCUGAAAAUUCUGCAGCAACAGCGGGUUCCGCUGUGGCUAACGCUGCCGGACGAGCGCAAGGGACCGGAGUCUAUAAACAAUCGUUUGCUGGGCGAUGAGACCACGGACGCCUUGCGCUGGGCCCAGACCCUGGGCGAUGCGGCCAGCGGCGGCUUCGAUGUGGUCUUUAAGCGCAUGUCCCUUGAGGAUUUCGAACGACCCAACUUUAGCUACUAUGUCACGGCGAUCUUUAAGAAGGUGAUGGGCUCUCGAGUGUUUCCGGCGCGUCCCUUGAAUGUCUUUGCGCCCACCAACAAGCUCUACACGCAUUGCGCCAAUGCUGUCUCUGGAGGAUUGGCCUUCAUGGUGGUCAAUACGGAGGAGCAGCCCACCACGAUUACCGUGCGUAGCACGAGUCGUCUGUCGAACAGCGACAUCUGGCAAUAUGUGCUCACUUCGGACAAGGGACAGAUGCGCCUGAACAAUGUGAAGCUCUCCUUAAACUCCACGCUGCGUCCGCAGGUCACUUCGAAGGACUCCAGCAAGAAACUGCAACUGAUCACGCCCAGCAUGUCGGUGGGCUUCUGGGUGCUGCCCAGCGUCAAUCUGGAGCACUGCCAGUACUCCGAAAUCGAAGCAGACAGUGUCAGCGCCGAGAGCUCAACCGACAGUCGACAUGCCGAUGGCUACAGCUCCGCCGAUCGCCUGCUGCAGCGCCUGAUCGAGGAGACGGCCGUCUCGCGUGGCUCGUUGCAGAGCUCGCUCAAUCGCCCGCGACGCUUUGUGCUGGAUAACCCGGAACUGGAGGUGCCGGACACGUGGCUGGGCCGACUGUUGCAACCGUUCAAUCGCCUGCCGCUGCAGAAGCCUGCAGCAGUUGCUCCCGUCAAGCGUCACGUGAAAAUUGAAGUGCAACCGAAGGCGCAAGCUGUGCGUCCCUGCGAGGCACUCAACUGGCUGAGAAAUGUUAUGGAACAGAGCAGGGAUGCACUGCGCCAUCGUCGCAGCAGGCGUAGUUCAAACGACUACGCGGGGCCCUUCUUCUACAAUCGGCAAGGCAAGAAGACGACGGUGACCAAGAAGAUAACCGAGAUACGGAAGCCGGAGCGCAAGGUGAAGCCACUCUUCGAUCUGGCCGAAUUCGAUGAGGAGGAGUUCUUCAAGAAGAUGGGCGAACAGCCCGAACCACCGCCAUACACCCGCCUGCCCGAGGGCGACGUCCAUCUGAAGCACAUUGAGACUCCCGACGGCGAGGAGAGCGAAAUGCAACCCGAACCCGAGCCCAUCAGAUACAAGAAGCGCAGGCCUUCCAAGUCCAAGCAGUUGAAGAUUUUGCAACGUUCUCGGGAAGAGGAGGAAAUAGAGGAUGUGCCCGAAGCGUCCAAAACUCAGGAGCGUCAAAAGCUGCGUCUACUGCCCACGGAGUUCUUCGAGGCUCUGCCAGCCCCGGUGCCCAAGCAGACUAAACGCUUGAAUCUGGGCGCCACCUUGAACUCGUUGCUCUUUCCCGAGCCCUUCUCCAACAAGGGCACCGUGAGCAAGAGUCAAGGCAACAACCAGAGCAAGCAAGUGGAGGAACCGGAGCCGGAUGUGGACAGUGUGGAGGGUGAUAGCAACAGAAAGCGUUCAGCGAAGACCGGAAAUGCCGCCACCGACUUUCUGCAGGCGCAGCGCGAGCUUGGCAAGCACUUCCUCAGCCAUAUCCAUGAGCACAAUGAGCACGAGCAGCAGUUUCCCAUGGGCGAUGAGCACUUGAGAGAGCAGUCAGACGACGACGAGAGGGAAGUUGAGCCACGGAAGGCGGCCAAGCCGCUGCCAGCCAAUGACAAUGAAGAGGAUUACUUUAGUGCCAAGGCCAGACCUGUGCCUGCGCCGAAGCGACUGAAGAAGCUUGCCGAAGAGAGCAUCACCUCCUGGUGGGACAUGCCAACAUUUAGACACCGUCGUGCCCUGGCCCAGCCGCUCAACUAUGCUGACGCGGCUCUGAGCUCGAACAUCAUACACAAGGACGAUCAGCAGGAGCUGCUGCCCCUGGGUCGUUAUUCAGUCUACGAGUACAAAGUGGACCUGCCCACGGUGACGCCUGCCAGCGAACCAGAGCAGCCCGAGGCCAAAAUCAUGAAGAUCAGCCCAAGCCCAAGCAAAGCGCAAGGCUCAAGCUGUCGCAAGAUCACACUGUCCGACAACAUUGUGACCACCGUAAAGUCCAGGGUAUCCAAGUUCAUGAGCAUUAUCUCGCGGCAUAUGAACGAGUGGUACAACACUCUGGCGAAGCAUCUGGACAGCGAACCAGCCCACGCACGUACCUCCUCCGUGCGAGUCGAGAACGCCAUAGACAAAUGAAAUAUAUUCUCAUAGCUUGGAAUAAGAUUUCUGCUUGAAAAAAUCUGCGAAACUUGAUGUAAAUAUGUAUGUAUAUACAAUACGAGGUUGGUCUGAACA
Molecule: messenger RNA, 3109 nt
Organism: Drosophila hydei
Lineage: Eukaryota; Metazoa; Arthropoda; Insecta; Diptera; Drosophilidae
Exons: 3
Coding region: 5-3010 (1001 amino acids)
Cellular component (GO): extracellular matrix
Source: RefSeq, a predicted model, not a curated record